CCCUUUCCGCCGGCUAUCGUAAACUUGACCUCAGAUUGUAAUUAUGUUUCCUUCAUGUCAUUCUUGAGGUAACGAGCGCGGGUGCGCGCGUCGCGAAUCUCGGAUUUUUUUUUUUAAAUGCGGAAACAUUGUUUAUGCCACUAAAAAAAAAUGAUUAGAGCCUUAACCUGCUUACUAGUCACGGCUGUGGUGGUUGGUCCUGGUCGCACACAAGAGUCCACGCCCCUGUCGCCAUGUCCCAACGUGUUCAUGUACGAACCGCCAGGCACGGAGCCAGGGAGGUGGUACGGUGUGGUGAACCUGUCGACUGAUAGUACGCUUCACUCGUUAUGGCUGAAUAUUGUAUUGGAUAAGAAGGCCGAUAUUCUAGGGAACUGGGUAGGAGACGUAUCGACAACAGACAAUAUUGACUUUAAAGUUGAAAAUACCAAGAUGAAGAUACACCCUGGGCCUGCGGUAGCCGUUCGUUUCUUUGUACAGUACAGUCCUUUAAACCCACCAGCUCCAAAACUUAAAGCCAUUAGACUAAAUGGUAGAGAGAUUUGCAAUGCCGACAUCCCUCGUCCAGCUACGGGCAUAUAUAGACCCGAUGAAGAAGAGGAGAGGCCAAACCGCGCUCAAACGACAGGCAGACCACCUUCCCGGCCUCAGACGAGGCCACCACCAAGUAGACCUGAUGUAGAAAGACCCGAACAACCAGAGAGGCCAAUCAAUCAACCAUCAGUGCAGAGACCAUCGAGGCCAACUGAGAGACCAAACAAAACGCCAGAUAGACCAACUUUGUACGAUGGUCUGAGGCCACAAGAUACCACAAUCACGAGGCCAAUUCAGGGGACUCCUACUAAUGGGGGGCCUGUUUAUGUUCGCCCUGUAGACGAGCCUCUGCCUUCUAAAAUAGAUGAUGAACAGCCGAAUCAUAACGGUUUAAAUAUCAACCAACCGAAUACUGGAUACAAAUUUACCCCAUCUCCGCCCGUUCGCUCUACCACAGGUAGAAGGCAUGACCCAGACGAGUUUGAAGAUUCAAGCCGUCCAGUAGACCCGUCUGAAUAUUUCGACGGGGAGAGACCUGUAAUUACUCUGCCACCGAAUAGAGGAAUUAAUUCCGGGAACAGUGGCCAGGAAUCACAGAAUGUGCAAUGCGGCAAAGUGGUGAAACAAACCCCUAACUUGCUAGUUAUCAAUGGAAAACCUACAUAUGAAGGGGAAUGGCCAUGGCAGAUCGCUUUAUACCAGACUCAGACAGUGGACAACAAAUACAUCUGUGGCGGAACCCUGGUCUCCCACAGGCAUGUCAUUACGGCGGCCCACUGCAUUACCCUCAAAACCGGCAACAGGGUUGUCAACAAAGACACCCUCACGGUCUACUUAGGGAAGCACAACCUUAGGACCUCCACGGAAGGCGUCCAGAUUAGAUUCGUGGAGCAAAUAAUAAAACAUCCCCAAUACAACGCGACUACGUUCAACCGAGACCUGGCUAUAUUAGUGCUGAAAGAACCAGUGACUUACACCGACUGGGUACGACCCGCCUGCCUCUGGCCUGAAGACCUGGUCGAUAUUAACAAUGUCGUCGGCAAGAAGGGAUCUGUUGUGGGUUGGGGAUUCGAUGAGACAGGACUAGCGACGGAGGAACUGACCCUGGUAGAAAUGCCGGUAGUAGACGAGCUGACUUGUAUAAAAUCAUAUAGCGAAUUUUUCUCGCGGUACACGUCGGAUUACUCUUACUGCGCUGGAUAUAGAAAUGGUGUCUACAAUGACCAAUCCAGAUCUGUACAAAGUGCGUCGGUUUGUAACGGAGACAGCGGCGGUGGCAUGGUCUUCAAAUACAAUGACGUUUGGUUCCUUAGAGGUCUCGUCUCGUUGUCCGUAGCAAGAAACAACGAACGUCGGUGCGAUCCUAAACACUACAUAGUAUUUACAGACUUAGCGAAAUUCCUGCCUUGGCUGAAGCAGCACAUAUACGACUAUUAACAGUUUAUCCGCCAUUUUGUCGUAGCGGCCAUUUUGAGUUAGGCGCGAAAUGCAUAGGUUAUUUUAAUGUAAUACGUUACUGUGCAAAAACUGAUAGUUUUAUAAUCCAACAACAGCUCAAAGUAAUAAAUAAUUAGUAAUAAAUCCAAUAGUUCUGCAGUCUCAAAUAAAAAUAAAGGAACAUUUUUUGUGGCUGUUAACGUAAUAUUUUUAAACAAAUGGUUUACGUAGAUUAAGAACUGAAUUUAUAUAAUAGGAACUUAUUGACGAUUUUGUAUGAAAUCUCUGUCAAAAGAACAUAAUUAGUUUUUUAUUAUUAAGUACUUAUUAAUAUACCUUUAAAUAAAAUCAAACAUGCAAAUAUUUGAAACAUGUCAAUAACAAUUCCAAUAAAAAAUGAAAAAUUACAUGCUAGAUUAGACUCGAACCUUAGACUCAUAAAAAUAUGCAACAUAACUAUGUAAUUAAGAGAAUUAGAGUACUAUAAAGGGUAGAGAGUAGAUAUAUUAUUACUCCAACUUAAGUAUCUAAUUAAUAAUUUCGUACGUAUCUACUAAAUAGAACCAUGUAGACAGAACCAUGCCUAUUUGUAAUUUAGAAUAAGAAACAUGUAGCCAUCAUCAUGCGUUAGAACGAGACAGUAUUACAAAAUGCAUAUGCCUUCUAAAGACGUGGUCGACGUCAAACUAUUGGACUUAGAUUGACACGUGAUCGUUGCUUUAUGUGCAAUUUAUGUGCCAUUUUUUGCGUGAAAUAUUAAAAAUAAAAAAAAAUAUUUAUCAAUUAUCGACAAAAUCGCCUGUGAUUGGACGCACUUAAUUUUAUUUUGCCAGAAAGGUAAACCUAAAAAUAUAAGGGUAAACCUAUCACGCAUCCUUUAUUCCCUAUGAAGUAAUAUAUUAGACAUAGACAAACGUUUAUGUUAUGUGAAAAAGCAAUGUAGUGAGCCGGCAUAGAUAGACAGAUAGAUAUCCUCCUCCAAAAGAUCCUCCAAAAGAUUACAAUAGUAAGCAUAGCACGCAUAGUGCGGUCAACCAUAGAAAGCAAGUAAUUAUCUUUUCGGUUGAUCAUAUUCAAGGACUAUGUUAUUUCUGUGUUCGCUCAAAACGAUGACAUCAUCAUAAUGGUGUUGUUGCGGAUGGUCAUGGGAGGCGGUAGACACUUACCAUCAGGUGAGCAGCACGCUCGUCUGCCCACUGUAUUAUAAAAAAAAAAUGGUAACAUCUUCACAUCAGCCGUUAACUCUCCAUUCCUGAAAAUAGACCUCUCCUUCGGGAUGCCAAUAGUUGCCACGAUUGGCAGGCGGGUUAGCAACCGCAGACUUUUAGUGAUGUUUAAAAGAGGGACACUGCUGCCCAUUAUUUGACCAUCAAAUUCCCCAAGUUGUCUCUUACACCACCCACGGGAAAGAAAUGACCCGUUCUAUGCCGGGACCACAUAUGCUAUAAUAAAGAAAAAUAUAUAAAAAUGUAAUAACUCAUUAUUAUAAUUAGAACACUUUUGUACUUAAAACAGAUCGUAUAAAGGCAAACUUGAUUAAAGUUUCAACAAAAUUUAUGGUGUUGAAACAAAACAGAAUUUAAUGGAAAUAUAAAAAAAUAAAAAAUCGACUCGAGCAUAACACAGUCCAAUAGUAUUGUAGCUGAUCACAUCAAAAGACUAAUGUGAACAACGCGCGAGUGCCUACCGCUGUUAAGCAGCUAACUUAACGCGAGUAGUCCCGUCACUUAGUACGAGAAAUGAGUGUCAGAUCUGCCCACGCGUAAUUGUGAAUACUUAAAAACAUAAUUGGCUCCACAUUAUUGUAGUGACACCGACGUGAUCAAUUAUUUUGAUGUAACCAACUACAUUACAUCAGCCUUUAACUGCCCACUGCUGGACAUUGGCCUCCCCUUGGGGGGUUUUGCCAAUAGUAAUGCAAAUCAAAUUGAUUAAACUUUUCGUUAAUAGAGACCGUUUCUGUAAUAAUUUAAACAAAACUCUAUUAUAUUUGCAUUAAGUUCUGUGUAAACUUAUUAUUUAAUACAUGUACAAUUUGAAAUUUAAUAUGUGAGAUUUUUAUUAAUGGCAACUACUUGUUUUUAUAGACUGAAAAUUUUUUGGUAAUAUAUAAUAAAUGACAAUAAAUCAUAUUAAUUA
Messenger RNA from Galleria mellonella (greater wax moth), 4110 nucleotides. RefSeq names its product serine protease gd-like. Gene Ontology annotation, molecular function: serine-type endopeptidase activity. The transcript has 11 exons. The record is from RefSeq and is a predicted model, not a curated record. Gene Ontology annotation, biological process: proteolysis. Bases 151 to 1971 code for a protein of 606 amino acids. NCBI's taxonomy places the organism in Eukaryota, Metazoa, Arthropoda, Insecta, Lepidoptera, Pyralidae.